AUGAUAAAGCGAGUCAUGGGCAGCAUCCGGGUAAACAGGUGAGGGGCUGUUCUGUCCAGUCUUUAUUGUUCUGUGUCCAUCUGAACUUCCUGUUGGCCACACAUAUAACCCAACAGCUGCGUAUAAAAAUCCCUCCCUUUGAUACACCCAAGGCACAAACAACACAAGGCAUGUACAUUGCUACAACCUGAUUUGUAUACAAGAGCAUCUUGCAUUUUAGACUUUGAUCCACCAUCCAAGAUGCCUCUUAAUAUUGUUCCCAGCAGCAAUGGUGACAUCAGUUCAGGAAGCACGGCAAGAAGUAUCCGAAAGAAAGUCCUGUCAUGGGGGUUUAGAGCUCUUGCUGCAGCUUAGGAUAAGGGUAGGGGUCCUGGCGAUCUCACAAGUUAAUAUGGAUUAGCAGUAAACACUUGCAGAUGAUCAUUUUGAACUAGGCUUGCCAGCCAGCAGCAGCAGGAGUAGCUCUCCUCCCGUUACGGCAAAAUGGAAAUAGAGAGGGUGACAUAUUUUGAGGGAGAAGGAGACAAAGGCAGGUCGCAUAUCUUGGAGAGAGGGAGUUUCUUUCAGGGUAUCUGCCAACCCUUUGUCUCUUGAUCUCUAAAUUACACCUUUGGUUUUAGAUCCAGGAUGCUGGGAGACACGCUUGUUGCUGUAGCAACAGAAUUGUCUAAACUGUGGAAGUGUAUAAACAUUGUCACAGAUGCACAAUUAGAUCAACAAACGAGAACGGAACAGAAAAUAGAAGCUUCCGGCCUUAUGCAAUCCAGAGUUAACAUGUAGUUAUGAAACCAUAUUCACGUAGCCCCUUGUCUGCCCUGUCAAAUCUAGGAGGUCACUCUAGUUGUCUGUAUAGUGAACGCUUGUGUUGGAAGAUGUAUGCAUGCGAGUGCCACUCAGAUAAAUCUCUGUGCUUUGGGUAGUACUAGCUGAAGGCUGCACUGUUGUGAUACAUAUUCUUCAUACCACUGCUUUGUGCAAUGACUUGAGUUCUGAUCUGCUCAAUGAGAUCCAGAGGACCUUCUGAAUCCCUGUAUUGAAGGUACUCUGUGACGCCUGGAACUCUGAGUCUCAUAUGGGGUUAAGUCAUUACACCCUCUACUUUGAAAAUGGUUUCAAUUGCUUUCCCCCUCUCAUUCCCAAUAUGUACAUAUACAAAAAUAUAAUAUUUUAAAACUGCAAAGAACAGAACAUCAUUUUAAUUGCAGGUAUUUUGAAGUCAGAAUGAUUCACCCUUCUGAAUCGCUCUCUCUCUCUCUCUCUCUCUCACUCACACACACACACACACACACACACACACUUCAUCUUGGUCACUCAGCACAUCUGGUGCAGUGUGCCCACAGACACAUAUACCAGAAGUCCAGUAAGUCAAUGAUCCUGCAGUGAGUCAAAUGAGGCAAUGGACCUCUCUGCAUGAGUGUUAGUGGAGAGAUUUAAGGCAGGGCUGAGGAACCUAUGGACUUCAUCUCCCAUCAGUCCCAGCCAUCAUAGGCCUAUAGUCAGGAGUGAUGGGUAUUAUAAACCAACAACUUCUAGAGGGCAUGCUCCCACACAUGCUCCCUCAAAGGUACCUUUCUCCCACUUUUAACUGUGAUCUUUCUCCCCUCAAAAGGUACAGUAUUGUCUCCACUGAAGAGGAUGGACAUAAAGUUUCUUCCCUUGGCAGCAUUAAUGGGCACAGUCGGAAUGGAAAAGGCCACGCCCCGCGACGGAAACGCCGCAACCGUUUUGUCAAGAAGAACGGCCAGUGCAAUGUCUAUUUUGCCAACCUGAGCAACAAAUCCCAGCGCUACAUGGCUGACAUUUUCACAACAUGUGUGGACACUCGCUGGAGAUACAUGCUCAUGAUCUUCUCGGCAGCCUUCUUGGUCUCCUGGCUGUUUUUUGGCCUUCUCUUCUGGAUCAUUGCUUUCUUUCACGGUGACUUAGAUGCCCCCAGUGCAGGAAGCGGCUCUCCCGCAGCAACAAAAUUCUGCAUCAAGCACGUCACUGGGUUCUUGGGAGCUUUCCUCUUUUCAGUAGAAACACAGACAACCAUCGGUUAUGGCUUCCGAUACGUGACUGAGGAAUGCCCCCUAGCCAUCAUGGUGGUAGUGGUACAAUCCAUUGUGGGCUGUGUUAUUGACUCUUUCAUGAUAGGCACUAUCAUGGCUAAGAUGGCACGCCCCAAGAAAAGGGCCCAAACUCUCCUUUUUAGCCAUCAUGCUGUCAUCUCUCUACGGGACGGCAAGCUCUGCCUCAUGUGGCGGGUGGGAAACUUGAGGAGGAGCCAUAUUGUGGAAGCUCACGUUCGGGCCCAGCUUAUCAAGCCCUACAUGACAGCAGAAGGCGAGUACCUUCCGGUGGACCAGCGAGACCUGAACGUGGGCUAUGACAUAGGCCUUGACCGCAUCUUCUUAGUGUCUCCCAUUAUUAUCGUUCAUGAGAUCGAUGAGGAAAGCCCACUCUAUGGGAUGGGCAAGGAACAGUUGGAGAGGGAGGACUUCGAGAUUGUCGUCAUCCUUGAGGGCAUGGUGGAAGCUACAGCCAUGACCACACAGGCUCGCAGCUCCUACCUGGCCAGCGAGAUCCUUUGGGGACACCGUUUUGAGCCUGUUGUCUUUGAGGAGAAGAAACAUUACAAAGUGGACUAUUCACGCUUCCACAAGACCUACGAGGUGGCUGGAACCCCUUGCUGCUCUGCUCGGGAACUACAGGAGAGCAAGAUCACCAUCUUGCCUUCGCCUCCACCGCCCCCCAGUGCCUUCUGCUAUGAGAAUGAGCUGGCUCUUGUCAGCCAGGAUGAAGACGAGGAGGAGGAUGACUUGGCUGUAGGAGUAGAUUUAGGAGUAAGCGCCACGGAAGAUGCAGGAGUCAUACCUAUGAUGGAGUUUGGGAGCCACAUGGACCUCGAUCGGUUGCAGGUCUCCAUCCCUCUGGAUACCCUCUCAUACCGCAGGGAAUCUGCCAUCUAA
This is a messenger RNA of Podarcis lilfordi (Lilford's wall lizard), 2951 nucleotides long. The record is from the annotation of a GenBank genome assembly. Lineage: Eukaryota; Metazoa; Chordata; Lepidosauria; Squamata; Lacertidae.